Molecule: messenger RNA, 4361 nt
Organism: Mytilus californianus (California mussel)
Lineage: Eukaryota; Metazoa; Mollusca; Bivalvia; Mytilida; Mytilidae
Exons: 13
Coding region: 62-3430 (1122 amino acids)
Cellular component (GO): nucleus
Molecular function (GO): nucleic acid binding; zinc ion binding
Source: RefSeq, a predicted model, not a curated record
UUCUCAUUUACCGAAGAGUCGAAGAAUGCAAAGGAACUAAUUUCUGGCUAUAAAUACCAUUAUGAACAGAAAUCGAGGCAGAGGUAGAGGUGGCUCACAAGGUAGACAAGGUGGUAUGAUAGGUGGUAACCUAGGGCGACAAAGACAACAACAACUAAAUGCUGGGCCGGGUAUUCUAGGAACUGGACCUAGCAUGAUGGCAAUGGGAGGAAAUGCUGGUCAAUUUAAACAACCACAGCCCAUGUCGCCUCCAGGAGGGAGAAUGCGUAAUGUGUCACCAGGGAUGCAGGGAACGAUGAGGCCUACUCAGAAUCAGAUGAAGAUAGACAACCAAAGUAAUCAAGUUAGGGAAUCACAGUUACAAUUGAUGAACAGCUUAUUAAUGAAACAACAGCAGCAACAACAACAAAUUAAUUCAAGUAGAGCUAGCCUCCUUAACAAUAUGGAAAGUUCCAGUCUAAUGGGUAACAGAUCAAAUUUACUUGGGGGUGGAUUUGAUAGGAAUGACAUAGAUGAUGGUAGGAGAAAUAGUUUACCUGGAGACCUUAUUCAGGAUCGUAGUUAUCAUGAAAACAGAAGGAGCAUGCCCAGUGAUAGUACAUCAGCAAGUGGAAGUGGUUAUUUGGCUCAAAAAGUAAGUCGUAGUUUGAUGGAUGAUAAUUUUAGUCAAGAUGACAGGAGAAAUAAUAGGAGAAUAUUUGAUGAUCAAGACUUUGGUGGCAGGAGUUCUAAUCUUGGUGGCAGGAGUUCUCAUCUUGGUGACAGUCAAAGUUUAAUGUUAAGUGACAGCAGAGGAAAACCUCACCUUAGACAAGAUAUGGGAAGAAGUUCACUAUUUGGGGAUGAUAUGAAUAGAUCAUCUGUUAGUGUCUCCAGUAGAAACCUUUUAGAUGCUGGAAAUAGUCUGCUAAGUAACAUGCAGCAAGCUGUAUUUGGACAGGAAGGUCAGAGAGUUGAAACGCAAGGAGGAAAUGCGCAGAGCAUUAUUGGACAAGGAAAUAUGCAAAGCAUUAUAGGACAACAAGGAGGAAAUGUUCAAAGUUUGAUGGGACAACAAGGUGGUAGCAUGAGAAGCAUAAUGGGACAGCAAGGAGGAAAUGUACAAAGUAUUAUGGGACAGCAAGGAGGAAAUGUUCAAAGCCUGAUGGGACAACAAGUUGGAAAUAUGCAAAACAUAAUGGGACAGCAAGGAGGAAACGUGCAAGGCAUGAUGGGACAGCAAGAAAGAAGUAUGGAAAGUCUGAUGGGACAGCAAGGAGGCAAUAUGUCAGGCAUGAUGGGACAGCAAGGUGGUAACUUACAAGGCAUGAUGGGACAGCAAGGAGGGAACUUACAAGGCAUGAUGGGACAGCAAGGAGGAAGUAUUCAAAGUCUGAUGGGUCAGCCAGGGGGCAACAUGCCAAAUAUGAGGGGGUCUCAGGGAGGAAGUAUGCAGAAUAUUACAGGUCAGGGACGACCAAGUCAGAAUCAAGGUAUGAUAGGACCAGGUGGUGGUAAUAUGCAAGGUUUACUUGGACAAGGACCACCUGUGGGUGGGAAGUCGACCAUUCCUUCUCUCUUUGAUGUCAGAACAAAUCGACAAGGUCUUCUUGGUAAAAGGACAGGACGUGGUGGAAGGGAUCAAGGUGGAGGACGUGGUGGAAGGGGAGAUCAAGGUGGACCGAAAAAAUUCAGGAGGAACAGUGGGCCUUCACCACAAGAUUUUCGUCGGCAGGGCAACAGAAAUGACCGAGGCUCAGAAGGCCGAGGUCGAUCCAGAGGUACUGAUCGCAGGAAUAACAGGCCAGAUCGUACAUCUACUAAUGAUCGAAGGAAUCCUCGUGACUCAGAUUCUUCAAGAUCAAGGGAAUCUGAUAGAAAAUCCCACAACUCGGAUAGAAGGUCUCGUGACAAAGGCAAGACUUCUAAUGUAGACAGAAAAUCACAGUCACAUGACAGGUCAGCUGACAAGUCACGUGAUAAGUCAGCUGAUAAGUCACAUGAUAAAUCCAGUGACAAGAAAGAAGUAAAGAAAGAACAGUAUGAUCCAGCAGAACCUACAGAAGAUGAAGAAAAUGCAACAACAGAACUUGCAUGGAUUGAGAAGAAAGAUAGGGAUGUUGAAAUGGUAGACCUGGCAACUAAGGCUGAUACAGAGACGUCGGGAGAGACAAAACCAAGCACACCAAACAAAGACAUGGAUUUACCAGACAAAACAAUGACUGUGACUGUGAAUAGUAAGGGGAGGAGUGUAGAUGAUUCUGCUUUGAUUAAGAAAGAAGCCAAAGAAGAAAGUUCCUCAGACAAGAAGAAUUUUUAUUGCCAUGCUUGUAUGGUAGAAUGCCAGGAUUUUGAAGGAUUUACCAGACACAUGAAAGGUAAAAAGCAUUUGAACAGAAUGGAAAGUCUUGGAAGUGCCCAUAAUCAGGCAUCUGAACAACAAGCAUCAAGAUUGAAAGCACAGGAACAUCUACGUUCAGUUGAAAAGAAACCAAGAAGUGAAGACAGAAAAAGGAGAGAUGACAUUUCACCAAGAAGAGGAUCUUCUGACAGAAGGUUUUAUGGCAGAGGAAGAUUUCAAACACCUCAUCAGCCUCCUCUAGGGCGGAACUCUUUCCAUUCUUCACAGACUCAGAGUGAUAGAGAAAGACGUCGUCGUAGAGAUAGAGAUAUUGAUGAAUCCUCUAAUGCUAGUUUCCCUGGUGACCUGGGUGACAUGGUUACAGUAGAUGAAAUCGGUUUUGAAGAACAUGAUGAUACAACUAUGGAGACUGAAGAUAAUAGUCAGCAUGGUAAAGAAACAAAGAAUGGAGAACAGAAGGGAGGAGGGAAAAAAGAGCCUCUUCCAGAAGAUGCUGAUGAUUAUGUUAUUCCAGAUUAUGAUCCUACAAAAGCUGUUGGCCAGAAAUAUGUGGUCCCAGUAUCAGGAUAUUUCUGUAAAUUAUGUCACAAGUUUUAUACAACAGAAACUUCUGCUAAGACCAAUCAUUGUCAGAGUAAACAACACUAUGAUAAAUUCAAUGCUGUCAUGAUGGACAAACUCAUUACUAAAGCUUUGGCUAAAGAAGAAGAGGAAGAAAAACAAACAGAAGAUGCUAGUCCCACUGAGGAAAAGAAAAAAGAAGAAACCAAAGUUAAGGAAGAAAAUGUAUCUUCUGAUCCGGUGAAUGGAAAAAGUGAGGAGAAAGAAAAUGUUUCUUCAGAUGAUCCGGUUAAUGGUAAGAAUGAGGAGGAAACUACUGAAGAGAAGAUGGAAGAAGAUACAUCAGAAAAUCCUCUGGACAGCACUCCAACAACAGAAAAUGAGACUGUCAAUGGUAGCUCUGAAAAUAAAGUAGAGGCUACGAGCGAUUCAGCUGAAAUUUCUGAUAUAAAUAUGACAAAAACAAAUCAAAAAGCCAAAGCUGUUAAGAAAGUUGCUCAGAAAGCUAAACGUGGAAAAAAGACUUAACAUUUAUAGUCCUGUAUUGAGAAUAACUGAUAUAAAUUUAAGUAUUCGGUAUAUGCUGAUUUUGAUUCAGCUCAGACAUUGUUGUAUACAUGUUUUAACAGUUUCUGAUUUAAAAAUUUGGAGUAUGUUGAUAGGAACGAUAUGAGGUGGCACAGAGCAGAUGGAUUUUAGAAGCAGUAUAUACAAAAAGAAGAGCUGUUACAGUUGUAAAAUUAUGAUUUUGUUGACUGUUAUUGUUUUGCUAUUUAAGACAUUAAUGAUAUUUUUCAUGUCAAUUAUAGUUUCUUGAAGACACUGAAUUGUUCAGAGUUUAGUUUAAAACAAAUGAAUAAAACGAGAUGUUGCACAUAUGUAAAUGAAACAGCAAACUUAAGUCACCAAUUUAAAAAUAGUGAUUUAUGGUAAACCAUUGACUUUAGGUUAUAAAUGCAUCUGCAUUAUAUUAUCUAAUUUAGGAGAUUUGAGUCCUGACUUUUUUAAUAUACUCAUGCCAUUAUAUUAAAUCUUCUAUAAUUGCAUUUUCAGUGUUGAUUUUUCUCAAAAAAGUGCACAGAUAAUUGUACCGUUCAUCAAAUAAACACUUCAAAUUCCCGCAAAGUAGGAAGGACAUGUAUACAUGAUCAUAAUUUUACUUUUAUCUGCAUGUCUGAAUGUGUGUGAAAAUGAAUAUUUGCAGUAACUGGCAUUUUAAGAUUCUGUAAAUUGUGUAUUUUUUCCAUUAAAAGCUCAUAUUCAUUAUUUUUUUCAGUUACAUUUCAUACAAUUUUGUAAAUUGCAAAAUGCAAACAAAAGUAAUUAUAGUAGUUGUUUAUUGUAAUAUUAUAAAAGAUAAGUUUGAUGUAAAUCUAAGAAUUCUGUACUUUUAUUGAUUAUGUGAUUGGAAAAAACUGUCGUCACAAUAACUUUUGUUGAAUAGAUACAAAUGAUAUAU